AUGUGGUUUUCCGACGACGAUGACGACUGGUAUUUCCCAGAUGACCCCGACUUUUACUCUUUCUUUACUCCCUCUCCCGACUCAUCACCUCACGACACCUCCGACAGCGACAUCAACACCAACACCAACACCAUGCCUCCCCAUCUAUGCCUCAUCUUCCACCCGCGGUCAAGCGGCCGUUCCCCAUCUCCCCAGUUUUCAAUCGGAGCAGGCUUGGCAAUUCUGUGGAAAAAGAGGAACUGUUUGUUUGGAGGAUGA
Messenger RNA from Fusarium venenatum, 258 nucleotides. The record is from RefSeq and is a predicted model, not a curated record. NCBI's taxonomy places the organism in Eukaryota, Fungi, Ascomycota, Sordariomycetes, Hypocreales, Nectriaceae.